ACACGUCAAACCCUCUUCUGUUUUCUCCAUCCCUCUUUAUAUUUCUACUACUUCCUCUCCUCCAUUGCUAUAUAAUCCAACCUAGCUAGGUAGAUAGAUACACAUAUAGUAAGUAUAUUUCUAGACUAUCAUCCUUACAAAGCAAAUAAUGGAGGAUGUGUUGGGUGAUGGUUAAGACGUCCAUUUUUGCUGUCCAAUCUCUUUAACCAAAAAAGUUACCCACUUCCCACUUCUGCAAUUCUUCCUUCCGGUUGCCAAUUGCAACCCCAAAAGAAAAACUCAAAGUCAAGAAGUAAUUAUUUUCUUUGUGUUUAUAUAUCCCUAAUCCUCUAUUCCUACUUCGCUUUCUUUUCUUUUAAAAGUUGGUUUAGUGGUCUUAAACAAAAAUAAAGCUCACACAUAACUCAAUAGCUAACAGAAAGAACCACAAUUCAUCUAUUUGGAGGGGUUUUUGCCAUUUUUCAUCCUUGCAACAAUGGAGUUCCCAAAUCAAGCACCUGAGAGCUCUACCCAAAAAAAAUUGGGAAGAGGCAAAAUUGAGAUUAAGCGGAUCGAAAACACUACCAAUCGACAAGUCACCUUCUGCAAACGCCGCAACGGAUUGCUUAAGAAAGCCUAUGAAUUGUCUGUUCUUUGUGAUGCUGAAGUUGCUCUUAUUGUCUUCUCCACCCGUGGCCGCCUCUAUGAGUAUGCUAACAACAGCAUUAGAGCAACAAUCGAUAGGUACAAAAAAGCAUGCGCUGAUUCUAUCGACGGUGGAUCUGUAUCAGAAGCUAACACUCAGGUAAAGUUUUAUCAGCAGGAAGCAUCGAAACUGCGAAGACAGAUCCGAGAAAUUCAGAAUUCAAACAGGCAUAUACUGGGGGAAUCCCUUAGCACCUUGAAAGUCAAGGAACUGAAAAACCUAGAAGUAAGAUUGGAGAAAGGAAUCAGCAGAAUAAGAUCCAAAAAGAAUGAAAUCCUGUUUUCUGAAAUCGAAUUCAUGCAAAAGAGGGAGACUGAGCUGCAACACCACAACAAUUUUCUGAGAGCAAAGAUAGCUGAAAGCGAGAGGGAACAGCAGCAGCAGCACACACAUAUGAUGCCGGGAACUUCCUACGAUCCGUCGAUGCCUUCGAAUUCGUAUGACAGGAACUUCUUCCCUGUGAUCUUGGAGUCCAAUAAUAACCAUUACCCUCGCCAAGGCCAGACAGCUCUCCAACUUGUUUGAAUUGCUGGACUGCCGUCUGAUGUUCUUCAAUCCAUAUCCUCUGAUCUGUUUUCAUAAAUCUAUGAGAUAAUUGACGUUGUAGCUUUUAUGUAUAUGGGAGAACCAGUUGGCUCAUGUUCUAAAUAAUAUAUAUAUAUAUAUGUGUGUGUGUGUGUGUGAUGAUGUACCCCAAUUCUGUGAUAACAUAUAUAGUAAAUUUUAUUUUCUCACCCUAAUUAAAGGACCAUCUCUAUUAUCUUGUUCA
Messenger RNA from Pyrus x bretschneideri (Chinese white pear), 1454 nucleotides. Its product is annotated as agamous-like MADS-box protein MADS1. Gene Ontology annotation, molecular function: DNA-binding transcription factor activity, RNA polymerase II-specific; protein dimerization activity; RNA polymerase II cis-regulatory region sequence-specific DNA binding. Gene Ontology annotation, cellular component: nucleus. The coding region runs from base 476 to 1210 and encodes 244 amino acids. NCBI's taxonomy places the organism in Eukaryota, Viridiplantae, Streptophyta, Magnoliopsida, Rosales, Rosaceae. The transcript has 9 exons. The record is from RefSeq and is a predicted model, not a curated record. Gene Ontology annotation, biological process: positive regulation of transcription by RNA polymerase II.